Molecule: messenger RNA, 1264 nt
Organism: Grammomys surdaster
Lineage: Eukaryota; Metazoa; Chordata; Mammalia; Rodentia; Muridae
Gene: Prokr1
Product: prokineticin receptor 1
Exons: 2
Coding region: 83-1264 (393 amino acids)
Biological process (GO): neuropeptide signaling pathway
Cellular component (GO): membrane
Molecular function (GO): neuropeptide Y receptor activity
Source: RefSeq, a predicted model, not a curated record
CGAAGAGCCAAGUGCCUGCAGAGAGGCGUCAUCAACCUUGCAGACACCAGGGGGACAGCUCCAGGGGUGUACACCUCCCUAGAUGGAGACCACUGUGGAGGGUCUGGGUGAGAAUACCACAGACACUUUCACUGACUUCUUUUCUGCACAUGAUGUCUAUGAAGCCCAAACCGUCCCUUUACCAUUCACUUUCAACUAUGGUGACUAUGACAUCACCUCGGAUGAUGAGGAAGAUGUGACCAACUCUCGAACUUUCUUUGCUGCCAAAAUUGUCAUUGGCAUAGCUUUGGUGGGUAUCAUGCUGGUGUGUGGCAUUGGCAACUUCAUCUUUAUCACUGCCCUGGCCCGCUACAAAAAGCUUCGCAACCUCACCAACCUGCUUAUUGCCAACCUGGCAAUUUCGGACUUCCUGGUGGCCAUCGUGUGCUGCCCCUUUGAGAUGGACUACUAUGUGGUACGCCAGCUCUCCUGGGAGCACGGCCAUGUCCUGUGUGCCUCUGUCAACUACUUGCGCACUGUCUCCCUCUACGUCUCCACUAAUGCCCUACUGGCCAUUGCCGUUGACAGGUAUCUGGCCAUUGUGCACCCGCUGAGACCGCGGAUGAAGUGUCAAACAGCCGCCGGCCUGAUCUUCCUGGUGUGGUCUGUGUCCAUCCUCAUUGCCAUCCCAGCCGCCUACUUUACCACUGAGACAGUGUUGGUCAUCGUGGAGAGCCAGGAGAAGAUCUUCUGCGGCCAGAUCUGGCCAGUGGAUCAGCAGUUCUACUACAGAUCCUACUUCCUUUUGGUCUUUGGCCUCGAGUUCGUGGGCCCUGUAGUUGCCAUGACCCUGUGCUAUGCCAGGGUGUCCCGGGAGCUCUGGUUCAAGGCGGUGCCCGGCUUUCAGACAGAGCAGAUCCGCCGGAGGCUGCGCUGCCGCCGCAGGACAGUGCUGGGGCUCGUGUGCGUCCUCUCUGCCUAUGUGCUGUGCUGGGCUCCCUUCUAUGGCUUCACUAUCGUGCGUGACUUCUUCCCCUCCGUGUUUGUGAAGGAGAAGCACUACCUCACCGCUUUCUAUGUGGUGGAGUGUAUCGCCAUGAGCAACAGCAUGAUCAAUACUCUGUGCUUUGUGACUGUCAGGAAUAACACCAGUAAGUACCUCAAGAGGAUCCUGCGGCUGCAGUGGAGGGCCCCUCCCAGCGGGAGCAAGGCCAGCGCCGACCUCGACCUCAGGACCACAGGGAUGCCUGCCACUGAGGAGGUGGACUGCAUCCGACUGAAAUAA